CUUUUCAAACAAAUUUGAAGCCAAAUUUUAAACGAUUUUUAGGUAAAUUUUUUAUAUAUUUUUAAAAAACGAUUGCAGUGGAAAGAUAAGUUAUUUUUUUCAGCUUAAAUGAGCUCACAUACAACAGAUAGCGGUGCUGGUGGAUAAAGCUCCGAUUCUUUGUGUGUGAGACAAAUUGCGUUUUGAGCAAAGUUAGUCUUUUAUGAGCAAUCUGUACAUAAAGAUUGCAGGGCGUUAGGGAGGAUUUUUGUUUUCAGUCGUCGAAUGUCUUCAUUUCCACAAAAAAACAGGAAGGUCAGGUUCGGGCAGUGCAAUCUGUACAUAAAGAUUGCUUUCAAAAUGUAGGAAAAGGAUCAGGACUGUAGUGUAAACCGGUAAAAAAAAAAUGUACCAACAUGACAAUUGUAUAAGUAGCGGUAACAAAUGUUUAAUGUUCUAUAAAUUACUCCCCAGGGUAAAAAUAAAUAUAUAGCAAUCUGAUUAUAAAGGUUGCAGAAAGUAAGUGAAAAGGAGACGAGAAUCGUUGAUGUACAAUAAUAACGAAUUUUUUUCAUUGUCAGGACUUUGUUCUACAAAAUGGCGGACGAGUUGUCUUUUUUUUUUUUGUUGUGCUUUUUGUUUCUUUGGAUUUUUAGGAUUACCUCCAGUUUCUUUUAGAGAUGGGGUGUGUGGACGAAUUUUUACAACGUUUAAACUAACCUUCCAUACAGGAUAGCGAAGCGGGGGGGCUAGAGUAUAUGUUUUAAUACUUUUUAUAUAGAUAGAUAUUUUUUUCACGGACAUGUUGUGACCACAAAAUGGCCGCUGCUUCGUCCUUCUUUCUCCCGCUGCAGAGAGAUGGGCGGGAAGGGAGUAGUUGCGUCACAUAAACUAGGCGGGGCUCAACUGUCCUCAUCAACGUGGCGAACCACGCCUGUCUGGAUAGACAAGAUAAAGUAGAACGUAAAAAAUGACAUACCGAAACGUUGGGGAAGGUGGCACUUUUGAGCAUUGACUUUUUGUGUGAUCCUAAUGACAAUGGUUGCCACCAUGGGAUCAGGGCCUGUGGAUCCCAGAGAACUCCUGAAGGGACUGGACUGCUUCCUGGGCAAGGAUGGGGAAGUCAGGUCCUCAGAGGGGGUUUCCAAAAUCUUUAGCUUGAUGAAAACUUCCCAAAAGAUGGUUAGCAGGUGCAUCUACCUGAAUAUUUUACUGCAGACAAAAUCACAGGACAUCCUGAACAGGUUUAUCAAAAUCGGAGGUUACAAGCUGUUGAACAGCUGGCUGACGUACUCCAAAACAACCAACAACACUCCACUGCUGCACCUGAUCCUGCUAACUCUGCAGAACCUGCCACUGAAGGUCGAUCACCUCAAACAGAACAACACAGCCAAAGUAGUGAAACAGUUAAGCAAGACAGGUCCUGAAGAACUUCGAAAGCAGGCUUCAGUGCUGGUUGAAGGCUGGAUGGCGAUCAUUCGAACCCAGAGCGGUGCUGCGGCAGCAGCUGCUUCUGCCCCUUCAGACAAGAGGAAGAAAGAGGAAGGGAAGGGGAAAGCGGCUCCAGAAAAAACAGAGAUGAAGCCAGACCUGAAAGGGGCUGAGGCGAAGGCCGAGGAGGACAAGAGGAAAGAGAAACCCAAAGUACAGCGGACCACUGCACCCAGCCACGCCAAGUUCAGGUCCACUGGUUUGGAAGUGGACACUCCGACCCCAGUCCCUGUUAAAAAGGUGCCCCCUCCUAUGCAAGUAGGCGACAAAUACAACAUCAAGCCAGCACCUGUCAAGAGACAAAACUCCGGUUUGGGACCUGAUAUGCAACCUGUAGAGAAGAAGUACAAACCUCUGAACACCACUCCCAACAUGAUCAAGGAGAUCAAAGUGAAGAUCAUCCCAGCCCAGCCAAUCGAAUCCCCAGGGUUCCUCGAAGCGUUGAAUUCCGCCCCAGUAACCGGAGUCAAGAUCAAGAAGAAAAAGAAGGCAGUGUCUCCAACUUCCAAUAAGUCUUGCCCGUUCGAUAUCAAACCAAACCUGGAGUCCAGCCCUGUGAAGCACUUGUCCCUAGACAGCUCACCCACAGCCUCAGUGGAGACAAUGGAACUGGAGCAGCCGGGCACCCCAGUUCCUGCAGAGGAGGUUCCUGAAAACAUGGAUACUGCUCCGGAGGAGCCGAAUGCGCUGGCUGAGCCACGUGGGGAGGAAAAGGCUGCGGCUGACACAGUGAAGCUGACCAAGAAAGGGAAAAAGAAGAAGAACGUGCGAUGGGCUGAGGAGAACCACCUGCGCGAAUACUUCUUCUUUGAGCUUGAUGAGACAGAGAGGGUGAACGUGAAUAAGAUCAAGGACUUUGGCGAGGCUGCGAAGCGAGAGAUGAUGAUGGACCGGCAGGCCUUCGAGUCGGCACGGAGACACUCUCACGACGCCAUGGAGGAGAAAGUUCCCUGGAGCUGCCCGUGGCCACUUGACUUGCCACACACCCUAGUGGUGCCGGGCAGCGGCAGCCAGGAGAAAGUUACUCAACAGGAGAGGGAGAAGGGAAUUCUGCAGGAGAUCUUCCUGUCUAAGGAGAGUGUGCCAGACAGCCCCCACGAGCCCGACCCUGAGUCCUAUGAGCCUCUGCCCCCCAAACUCAUCCCCCUGGACGAGGACUCCUCCACAAUGGAAGAUGGCUACAGUGACCCCAUGGACACGACCCCUGCCUCGCACUCUCCAGACGUGUCUGGAGCCAAGCUGCCCACUGUCCUGGCCAACCUGAUGGGCAGCAUGGGAGCGAGCAGGAGCCCACAGCAGCCUGGCUCUGGGGUGGUUCCCCCUGUAAAUGUACAGGAGCUACUAUCCACCAUCAUGGGAGCUCAGGGGAACCAAAAGCCAGAGGACCUAAUCAAACAGCCUGACUUCUCAGACAAGAUCAAGAAGUUGUUGGGGUCUCUGCAACAACAACAGCAGCAGCAGCAGCCACAGCAGCAUCAGCAGCAGCCUCAGCAUCAGCAGCAGCAGCAGCAGCAGCAUCAGCAGCAGAUUCAGCACCAACACCCGCCCCAAGGACCUCCUCCAGGUUUGCUAGGGAUGGGUCCAGGGAUGAAUGGAGGAUUCCCACCAGGACCCAAGAAUGGACCUCACUUCCCCCCACAUGGAGGCCCAGGCGGGCACUUCCCCCCUCACAAUGGGCCAGGUGGACCCCCAGGAGGCCCCCGAAUGAUGGGGCCCCCUCCCCCUCAGCAGCGUGGAGGAGACGGGUACUGGAAACCCCCCGGCGAGCCUAUGAGGGGAGGACCCCAUGGUAUGAGAGGGGGGCCCUUCCACCGGGGAAGGGGGGGGCGAGGGGAAAACCCAAGCUUCAGAGGCAGGCCUGGUCGAGGGAGCAGUGGACCACCCAGACGGGGUGGCCCCAACAACUCACACAUGGGAGACAUGUCGAACCGUGAUGUCUGUCGGCACUUCAUGAUGAAGGGCAGCUGUCGCUACGAGAACAACUGUGCUUUCUACCACCCCGGGGUGAACGGGCCCCCCUUGCCCUAAUGAGACAAUGGAGUGGGCAGGCCUCACCACCUUCAGACUGACUCCCAGCGACCGCAGCCACCAACAUCAUUCCAUCCAGACUGACUGAUGGGCACAAACACACCAUUGACCACCUUUGGUCUGGAGUUUUGUGUUUCCCUGGACCUCUUGCGAGCAAGUUAGUUAGUUGGCUGGCUGUAGCAGAUAACCUAUUGUGUCUCCAAUAGGUUUUAUCUCCUGGAAGGAAAAACAAAAAAACAUUUUAAAAAUGAAAUGCAUGAAUCAAGCAAAUUAUUUCCUAAUAAUCGAAUAGGAGAAAGAGAUCAUUUUGAAUUGUUUUGCUUCUCAUCUGCGCUUUGUGGAGCACCUGCAUUCAAUACAAUCUCUCUCUCUCUCUCUGCCUAGUUCUCAGUCUGCAGGGAAGGGGCAUUCGGAAAAAACUGAUAUCUGUGUCCAAGUCACUUUGACAAUUACUUUUGCCGUGUUGGGGAAUUAGUAAUAACAGUUGAAGCCAUUACUGCAAUGUCAUGUUGAGGUAUCAAAGUCUUAGUCAAAAAGCCCCUCAAACUUCAAACUUGUGUUUCUUGAGUUUUAAAUGGGGCCUUAUGUAAAGGUAUUUACACAGUUGACUUCAUAUGUAACAGGGAAGUGAAAACUACGAGGAGGGUAUAAGCACUAAAAUCUAGGCAUACAAAAAUACAUGUUACUUUGCACAUAAAGGCAUGUAAACUAGUUUGAAUGGAUUCUUCAACCUUGGUUUUGAAGACCUGAUAUUCAAGAUAGCCUUUUGUUGCAUGUCUUUGAAACUAAAGUGACAGAAAUGUUCAAACUUACCUCAAAAAUCUAUUGAACAUUUUUUUUUUUUUUUAUUUCCCACUGGUGUGUCCAGUGUAAAGGAAAACCACAUGGAUUCAUAAUGUAUUUAAAAAGGAAACCUAUUCAGAUGAUGAAAUUGAAAGGUUUUAAACUCAUCUUAUGAACAAUUUUUAAAAAGUGCGUUCUGAUGUCAUCUGGACCAUUGACUGUAAUUCAGUGUCCAGUACCCUGGAGGCAGUGUAUCACAGGGUUAAAAAAAACAGAAAAAACCUUCCCAUCACAUCCGACCCACUGAACUGAAGUUUCUUUAGUCUUAUUCCGAUGUAAAAUGGAGUGUUUGAAGUUUCAGCAGAUAAAAAGGGUGCAGUUGGAUUUUUAACAUAUAGAUUAUCAGUUGUCAAAGUGAUGUCUGGAUGAAAACAUACUCCAUGUAAUGCUCCUCAUCUCUGUAGUCCAGUCUUGAGGUUGAUUGGUGGGUAUUACUAAACCACAGCGCAGUGACGCAAUGGGGAGUACCCAUCCAGCUAUUUAAAAAGUGGCCCACAGUAUUGCAUACAAUUGAAAGUAUUCUUGCAUUUCUUUUGAUGAAAACCCACUUUGUGUGGUGUACAUUUUGAAGUUUUGUAAAUAGUUUGUAUAUACAAUUGUAUUGAAUUAGUCAGAUUAUUAUUAUUAUUUUUUUCUCAAGUGAAACUUAACCACUAAGCCAGUUGAAUCUGGUGUUCAGGGUCGCUCGAACGCAAUGUCAAUGUCGGGGCGUAUAAACAGCUUGGGUGAGAGGGGAUUGAAUGAUUCAAGUGUAAUUGUGAAGUACUGACCAGGGAACCGGCUUUUCAUAUUCUUUAGUUCGCCAGCUAGGAUCAACUGAGAACAGCUUCAUGUUUACAGUGUUAAUGGGAGGAAUAGGGAUCAGAACAAUUGGUUUCAACCCCUGCAUUAUAUUUCACUCUAUCUCUCAAUUCUAUGACUGCAUGCAAUAAAACCAAAACUGCUGAAGGGUCAAAAUAAGUCAAAACCCCAUCCUUGAUCUGUUUAAAACUAAUAAUGCUGUGUAGCACUUCUUUGUUUCAGAUAACAACUGCAACUUUUAUGCAAAGCCAAAUGGUUGUUUUUCCAUGAACCAAUAUCAAAUGACUGACUAGAAAAUGUAGAAUUAAGCAUUACUGGGAUGCAGUGAAUAAUUGGUUAUGCUUUUUGUUGAACCCUACUUGGUCUCCCAGCAUCUUCCAAGUCUGUUAAGAUAAUGUUUCCCAAAGUUUUCCUAGAAUCAAUAUGCUGUAUACAAACCAUUUAUUGCCCUCAUAAUGCAUCAGUAAAGUGUACAGAUCGUAAGAUGACAGGAGUUUAGCUCUGCGACUUAAUCAGAACAUUAUUUAAAUAGCAAACUGGACUGAGCUUUGAACAAGUGAAAUCAUAGGACCAAAAUUAUUUAUGAAAAUGUCUCUAAUAUCUUAAAAUCAAUUAGCAAUUCCUGUGUACUGUAGCUUACAUAAAGGAAACGUUAUGUUACUGAUGCAUUAACUGAGCAAUAAAUCAUUUGUACAUAGUGUUUUUUUUAAAUCAUAAAAGUAAAGAUUUAUAUCGAGACAAUACUUGUAUUUUCACUUUUCGUUUAUAUUUAGGCUGAUAGCUAAAAGCCUUUAAAUGUUUUCCAGGGUUAAUUUUUGGGGGGGUUCAGUAUGUAAAGUGCAUUACAAUCACUGUGCCGCAUGAUAAUGUAAAUGUUCUGCAGUGAAGUGGUGUCACUUUUACUUUAUUACUACUUUAUCUCUCCUUCUGUUUCUAGCACAGACUAGGAAAUAGUCUUGAUUUUUUUUUUGUUUUUGUUUUUUUUAAACAUCUUUGUGGUGAUUUUCUGUGCCCGACACAUUUCUAAAAUCUGGCUUCACUUAACUGUAAAAUGGUAAGAGAAUUCUCUACACAGGAUCAGUAUUGUGUAUUUUUUCAGAUUUAAUGUGCAAUGUUUUCUGUUUCUAAAUGAAAAAAAGAGGAAUAUUGAAACAGGCUGCUAACUUUUUGUUUGUAUUAUUCUGUCUUUUGAACAAAGUAAAACCCCAAGUCUGUUUUCUGAAAAGGCACGCGACUGGGCUCCGGCUAUGACCAGGUGCUGAAGAUCUAUGAGGUGUUUUCUGUGAAAACUUGCUACUGUCUCUUGUGGGACAUUUUUUCCAGAUGUUCUGUCUUUAAAUGUAUUGUUUUGUAUAUAUUUUGUACAUUUAUUAAUAAAUGUGGAGAUACUUUA
Molecule: messenger RNA, 6535 nt
Organism: Acipenser ruthenus (sterlet)
Lineage: Eukaryota; Metazoa; Chordata; Actinopteri; Acipenseriformes; Acipenseridae
Product: serine/threonine-protein phosphatase 1 regulatory subunit 10-like
Exons: 18
Coding region: 1012-3498 (828 amino acids)
Cellular component (GO): nucleus
Molecular function (GO): metal ion binding
Source: RefSeq, a predicted model, not a curated record